This is a messenger RNA of Impatiens glandulifera, 2049 nucleotides long. Its product is annotated as protein WVD2-like 7. NCBI's taxonomy places the organism in Eukaryota, Viridiplantae, Streptophyta, Magnoliopsida, Ericales, Balsaminaceae. The record is from RefSeq and is a predicted model, not a curated record. The transcript is spliced from 10 exons. Bases 292 to 1644 code for a protein of 450 amino acids.
UCUGCUCAUCAAGCGGAGCAGUUACUCAUACACCACCUCUCUUUCUCUCUCCACCUUCUCUCUCGUGAGAAGAUAUUAUUGUCAAAUUCUCAAAGCAAAGAAUUCUUCUGUGAUUUCAAGUCUCCGCUGCUUCACGCUUACUUUAGAUUCUUCCAUUACUACGUUUCUCCUUCCUAUCACUCAAUCUCUCUUCAUGAUCUCUAAAAAUGUAUAUAAGUACAUUUGAUAUGCGGCUUAUAACAUGAAAAGGCUGAUCUGAAAUGUACAGUUGAUGCUCAAGUUUGACUUGUCAUGGCCGGUCAGAUCGAAGAACCUUUCAGCCUUAGCUUUCAGGCAGAUUCUAUACACUCAGGUUCAAUCUCAUUUGGAAGGUUUGAAGGUGAGCAAUUAUGUUGGGAAAGGAGAUCUUCCUUCUCACAUAACAGGUACCUUGAAGAGGUGGAGAAGUAUUCAAUACCAGGUUCAGUUACAGAGAAAAAGGCAUAUUUUGAAGCUCGUUUCAGAAAGAAGGCCCUUCUUAGCCAAGCCUCAUCUGAGUGUCAAAAUAGUUCUCUAGAAUAUCAAUGUAGUGAAUAUGACACCUUUGAGAAUAUCAGUUGUGGUGAAGAACAAGAGCUCAACAAGGAGGGUCGAUAUCCAAUUCAUGAAAUGAAGCCGAUUGAUAAGCAUAAUCAUCUUGCAGAUGAUGCAAACAUAAUUAACAAGGGGAGCCAUUCAUCAAUUUUUGAUGGAAGUCAUUCAUCAAUCUUUGACAAGAGUUCUGAGGGUUCAGAUUUGGAUGAUGAUUGUAUUGUGAUGGAAUGGUUUAGAGAGUCUAUAGUAACUCCAACCACUGAAUUCGUCAAAGAACAUACAAGAUUACGUAUUGAUGAAAUCAUUGAACCUGUACACGAACCCAUUGAUGUGCCUUUAGCAAUAACCGAGAAUGUCAUUGAGGAGUGCGAGGAGCCUGAUUCAGAAGAAAAGUGCAUAUCUGAGAAAACAAUGAUUCAUGAUGCAACAUCCAAAGCCAUGCAGAUGGAGCCAAAUCGGUGCACAACAGAGGAAAAUGACACUGGUAGCUUGGAUCACCAAAAGCUGGCUAGCAAGGUGAAAGCCAAAAUGGAACCCAAGUCAAUGAAAUCCAAACCAAAGUCUCUGGUUAAUCUUGUUUGUGUUCAGAGGAGGCUUGCUGUUGAACCAACUAAAGAGACUGCAAAGAAGCCUAAUGGAAAUGGGCAAAAGGGUAUACAAAAUGCUCUACCAGAAAAGCAGUUUCUAAACAAAAGCAAAGUGAAUCACAAAAGUUCAGAGACAAAAGUGACUAAUCAUGAUAAAAGUGCUGACAAAAGAUUAAAAACAAAAACUGUUGCUGCAUCAACGUCGAAAGUUAUGAAUAAGACUCCUCAUAAUGCUGACAGCAGAACAAAGCAAGUCUUUGAUCCUAAAAAACCAGUUGUAAAACAGAGUGAUGCAACUCUUGGAACUCAUGAACGUGCAGAGAGGAGGAAAAAGUUAUACCCAAAACUGGAGCACGAGAAGGUCGCGACGAACCAGAUACAAGAAAAAUCGAAGAAGAAAGAAGCUGAUAUAAAACAGUUCAAAGCAACACCCAUGCCUUCUUUUUAUCAUGGGUCUGGAAAAAAAUGGUUCAUUCAUGAAUAAGGAUAUGGUUAGCAACAACAGAUCAAGUAGGGUUCAAAACAAUCCCCUUACCUCACGCCCCAUAUCUAAUUCAAAAGAAAGAACUACCCAAAUCCCAAUUUCAAAAAAGGAGCCGAUCAAGUCAAGUCAUUCGACUCGAUCUUCCGAAUCAUCCAACUUCCCUGGGAAGAAAAUGCCUUCUCAAACCAGUCCCAUUUCAACAAACAGAAGUUUUGUAGCAGUCAAAAAGGAAGAAGAACAUGUAAGGAAAAUUGUGAGAACUCAUAAAGCUGUAGAAAUGGGAAAGGGAAAAAAAGCUUGAAGAAAAGUAAGGUAAUUAAAAUAUGCAAAGCAAACCAUAAUUAUGCAAAUUGGAUGCUGUACUUGUACUAAUUAAUAGAUGUGCUGUUCAAUGCUUUAACUUUA